AUGUAUCAAAAAAAGCAAAUUUUUAAACUGAGCGUUUUAAAAGAAUUAUUAAAUACUGAAAAUAGUUGCGUUUCGAUAAUAUCAACAAAUAGAGAACUCGCUUUGCCGCCAUGUUUUUUAAAUAAUAUUAAAAAUGGAAUUUUUUUCAUUUUAAAUAACGCAUUAAAAAAAUAUGAUCCAGCACUUGAUGGAAUUUUAAUAGGAUAUCAAAAAGUAAAAAUUAUUAUGGAUGAUAGAACUGGUCUCAUACCAAUGGGAGGAGCAGAAAGUAGAGUUAAAAUCAACGUUGAAUUUUACGUUUUUCAACCUAAAAUUGGCGGUAAUCAACACAUUGGAUGUUUGGUACACAAAUAUUUCAAUGCCACCAUUUUGAAACCUAAUGAAAUCGAUUAUCAAGAUUGGGAUGGUAAAAAUAUUAAUGUGAACGAUAACAUUAAAUUUAAAGUGAUCGAUUUAGAUUUUUCCGAUGUUUUACCAAGAAUCGAGGGAAGCAUUGAAAAAUUUAAUUCCGAAACAAGUGAGGAUAUAAUAAAAAAAAUUCUCAUCACUGAAAAUGUUAGAAAAGAAUGCAGCAAUGAUGAUGAUGAUGAUGAUAAUGUUGAAAUGGAAUUAUUAAAUUCUGAUAAAUUUUGGAAGGAAAAAUUAGAAAAUUGUACAAAAUGGCCUGAAAUGAAUGAGAGCAUAAAUGAUAAUUUGCAAUCUGCGGUAAGAUUUACUCCCCUAAAAGCAGAAGACGUUGGUGAUGAUAGCGAAGUUGAUAACAUUCAUAAUGGUCACAGUCAAUCAUUACAUAAUAGGAAAAAGAAACGAAAAAAACAUGAUGAGGAAUUAUCGGAGGAAAGGGAGACAAACGACAAAUUUGUAAAAGAUGAAUUAGUAGUCGAAAGAGAUUUGAUAAAAGAAAAAAAAAGAGAAAUAAACGACGAGGUUACGGAAACGAACGAUAGUUUUUUUUCCAGUACACAAAUAGAAGUACCAAAAAAAAUAAAUAUUGAUUGUUUUAGUCCUAUACUGUCGACUCCAACGGGAAACGAUGUAAAAAAAGUCAAAAAGGAAUCGAAAACGAAAGAAAAAGGAGGAGGAGGAGGAGGAGAAGGAGGAAUAAAAAAUAAAAUGGAAUAUGAAAAAAUGAAAUUGAUUGAAAAAUUUUUAGAAUGCGGUGAAAAAAAUUCAAAUGAGGAAUCGAAAGGCGGUGAUGAAAAAAGGGAAGGAGAAAAAGGGGCGGAAGAAUAUAAAAAAAAAGAAAAAAGGUUCAAGAAGAAAAUGAAGGGAAAAGAAUCAAAGGAAGAUGAAGAAAAAUCAUUAUUGCAUUCGAAACUUUUACAAGAUGCAUUGGAUUCAUUGAAUUCAUCUCAGGACGAUCCUGUGGGAGGAUCCGUGAGUGGGAAAAAGGAAACAAACACACAAAAAUCCACAAUUAAUGAUAAUGAUAAUGAUAAUGAUAUGAAAUGUUCAAAUGAAUUUUUAAUCGGUGACGAUGUUAUAGAUAACGUUAAUAAUAAUAAUAAUAAUAAUAGUAGUAAAGCAAACGAUGAUAAAUGUAAAAAUAAAAUAAAAAAAGAUAAAGAUAAAAAGAAGAAGAAGAAGAAAAAGGAGAAAAAGGAAAAGAAGAAUAGGAGUAAAAGUAAAAGUAGAAAGAAUACGUCCAAAGAAUUUCUUUGCACUGAAUUACUUAAAAACGCUUUAAAUUAUUUAAAUUCUAUUAGCGAGGAUGCGGAUGAUGUUGUCAAAGAAGAGGAGGAAAAGGGGGAUGAGGGGAAUGAAAAAAUGGGAACAAAGGAAAAUGAUGAUCGGGAAGUGGAGGAGGGAUUUAUAAACAGCAGCGAUAAUUCUUCGGACGUUUUCGUUAAAGAAAAAAUUAUAAAUAAAAAAAGAAGAAAAAAAGAAAAGAAAAAAUGUUAA
Molecule: messenger RNA, 1902 nt
Organism: Pediculus humanus corporis (human body louse)
Lineage: Eukaryota; Metazoa; Arthropoda; Insecta; Psocodea; Pediculidae
Product: coiled-coil domain-containing protein, putative
Exons: 5
Coding region: 1-1902 (633 amino acids)
Biological process (GO): DNA-templated transcription initiation
Cellular component (GO): RNA polymerase I complex
Source: RefSeq, a predicted model, not a curated record